Messenger RNA from Conger conger (European conger), 1058 nucleotides. RefSeq lists its product as uncharacterized. NCBI's taxonomy places the organism in Eukaryota, Metazoa, Chordata, Actinopteri, Anguilliformes, Congridae. The transcript has 6 exons. Bases 28 to 951 code for a protein of 307 amino acids. The record is from RefSeq and is a predicted model, not a curated record.
UUACAUCUUGUCCUGGGUGUCUACAGCAUGGCAGCUGUGGCCCAAAUUCAGCUCCUCACACUUCUUCUGCUCGCUGGUCUUCAUCACUUCGGACAACCCUGCGAUGUACCAUUUGUGGAGCGAGUGGUCUUCAGCAGAACUGGCCAAGAGAUCCUUUCACUUCCCUUGCCAGAUAAUAUUUCUUCUGAAGUAUCGACUGUGCUAUGGACAAGGAAAAAACAUGUUGUGGCAAGAAUAAGACUCCACAACAUCACAGUCUCAGGAAACAUGACAAACAUUUUCACAAACGGGGCACUGCAGGUGCACAACUUAACGAAAUAUGACCAUGGAGCUUACAAAGCCGAGGGGCACAAUGACGCGGGAAACUGCAUUUUCCGAGAACACAUUUGGUUGGAGGUGCGAGACCCCGUCUCUCGCCCCACGCUCUCACUGGUCUCCUGUAUACUUGGGCGGGUGGAUCUGAGGUGUGAGGUGGAGGGGGGGGAUAAUGUGUCCUUCAGGUGGGCCAUGCUGGGCCCCGGCCUGAACACCAGUCUUGGGGAGGGCGCUCUGCUGUCUGUGGGGGGUGCAGAUCAGCGGAAGUUCAUCUGUGUGGCCAGCAACGAGGCCAGUACUGAGACCAGCGAUCCCCUGAAGCUGGACUGCCCUGGUGUUAAUGGUGGUUUAUCAGAUGAAUUUCCACCAUAUCAGGACUCCACUGAAACAGAAGACAUUGAAGGUUGCAAAAAUUAUGCAAACUUUCUUCUGCUGUUGCUCUGGGUCUGUGGUGUUCUUCUGGCAGUCUUGUGCGCCAUUUUGUGUGCCAUCUUGAGCAUCACCAACAAGGUCAGAGAGGGACCCAAAAUAGCAUUUCAGCCAGGGGAACUGAAUGCUUCUCCAGUGCAUACAGAAGUGUUUUAUACUCAGAUUCCCAUCAUGGACAGAGACAGGGGUGACCCAGGAGAAGGAUGAGGUUUAACCUAAAAUGUUUAUACUUUCAUCUCAUACUUUCCACUUUUCAUGAUUUGCAUGUGCUAUAGAUACUUAAUUCUGCAUUUCGUUUUAUUUGCAUUUUUCUC